CAGUAUGAAACACUCCGACUUAAACCCAGAGGACCCGAGCCUCUUCCUGGAGGUAUCUAACGUUGGUGGCGCUGCGGUUCUUCCUCUCCACUCCUCCAUCGCUCUGUUCCUUCUGUCCUACGCCGAGUGCAGGUCUUUCCGGGUCUACCUGGUCUUAGAUCAGCCUGGCAGCGUAGAGGCUUUGGCAGGUUCGCUUCCCGAGAGCCUGGUGGUGUCUGAAGUGCAGCGGGCGGAGGCUCCGGCCCUGGUGGCGGCGUGUCGUCUGCCGGCCGUACUGGAGCCGGACGGGCGGUUCUGUAGAGCCGGACUGGCGGUGGUGCUGAGACACAUCAUUCAGACGACCUGUCUGCCGGAGCCUCGACGCAGAGAUGUGGCUUCACUGCUGGGCUUCAAAAACACCUGCCUGAAAGCCUGCGCUGAGGUGAGCCGCUGGACCAGGUUGUGUGAGCUGGAGAUUCCCUCAGCGGUCGAGGAUCACCUGCGUCACCCGACAGAGGAGCGACUCCACCUUCCCGAAGCUCUCCUUCAGCUGGAGCGCCGUCUGGCCGAACCGGUCAAGGUCCACAACGACGACAAACUCCGCCGUCACAAGCUUCAACAGCAGAAGAACUCCGGGAAGAGCUUGGAGAAAAGCUCUGAGCCACGUGAGGGUCAGCAGGAGGAUCUACAGACGGAGAUGAGUGCGGCUUUGGCCAAACUGUCUGUGGACGGCGCGUCACCCGGUCCCGCCACCAGAGAGCGCUCUGAGAUCAGGAAAGUCAAGACGACUGAGCUGCCGGAGUUGGAGCACGUGUUCGCGGAGGGGCUUUACUUCACGCUCACCGACGCCGUGCUGCUGCCGUGCGUCCAUCCGUACCUGCUCUCACUGCAGACUCGCGCCCCUCACGUCCUGCUCCAGCUCCCUCUGCUGCUCCGCUGGUACCAACGCGUGCAGGAAGUGCCAGGGGUCCGACGUGCCUCAAAGGAUUGUGGGAUGGCUCUGUUCGAGCCGCGGGUGCCGUGGCCUGUUUCGACUCAGCCAGACGCUCCUCGUGUCCUCGAGUCACAGCGGGACGUCCCUGCGCCGUCUGGAGAGCACUUCCUGGGAGGACCCAGACCCACGCUCGGGAAACUCCAG
Molecule: messenger RNA, 1117 nt
Organism: Clarias gariepinus (North African catfish)
Lineage: Eukaryota; Metazoa; Chordata; Actinopteri; Siluriformes; Clariidae
Product: glutathione S-transferase C-terminal domain-containing protein-like
Exons: 3
Source: RefSeq, a predicted model, not a curated record